Messenger RNA from Symbiodinium natans, 438 nucleotides. The record is from the annotation of a GenBank genome assembly. NCBI's taxonomy places the organism in Eukaryota, Dinophyceae, Suessiales, Symbiodiniaceae.
AUGCAGACAGCGGUCACCUACACCCUCCUGGCGCAGGACCGAUGGUGCGACAAUUUGGGUGGUGCUGUUCGCAUCGGUGACGACUUCAAUGGCUACAGCCUCGUGGGCUGCCAGGCCCAGUGCAGCAAGGAUCGGCGGUGUGCCUUUUUGUCCUUCAACCAGAAUGACGGUUGGUGCUCCAAGUAUGCUGUGUGUGGGGAGCCCACCACCACGCCCAACGAGUUCCCGCAGGAUCCGCGCGGAUGGCUGACCUUCGCGCGCGACUUUGCAGAGGCAUGCCAGUAUCGCUUAGCAGAAGCCGCAUGGUGCAUGAAUCUGCAAGGAAAUGUAACGUUGCAGGCCGCCACCACGCGGAUCUUCCUCUACUUCAGACACGAUGGCGCACUCUUCAAGACAUGGCGUUCGGCGCGGCGCCCAGAAGUUGGCAAUGUGACGUGA